AUGCUCAAGACGAAGUCCAGACCAUUGCCUGGUCAACUAGAUAAUUGCGACGUAUGCGCGAAAAGGUUCACUGUCACACCCUAUAGUAAAACUGGCCCGAACGGUGGCUUGCUCUGUCCCAAAUGUUCCAAGGAGCUCAAGGAAGACGAGAAGAAGGAUGCUGCGGCUAGAAAGAAAAAAGUUGCCGCUCCAAGAGGUCGACGGAGACAAACCGAGAGCGAUCGCCUAAUGGGAGAUGUAAAGCCGGGGGCCAAGAGUCUGGUCGAUGUCUGCGUUCGUCGAGUCGCUAAUGUCGUCCAUGACAUUGAUGACUUUGGUGAUAUGCCCGAAGACGUCCUGGACCGCUUGAGCCAGAUCUUAUCCAAGCAGAGGGUCUUGACACCGAGAGUGCUCCAGCUCUUUCUACGACGUGAUCUCGAUCGAAUCUCCAUCUACGAUUGUGGCAGGCUCGAGACUGAAGAUUUUAAGAAAAUCUUUGCCUUCAUGCCUGAUAUCAAGUUCGUCAACCUGCGCUUUGCUGGACAAUUGAAGGACGAUACCAUCCACUAUAUGGCUGAUAAAUGUAAGAUGAUCCGUCAUCUUCAAUUGGGGGCAACAAAUCUAGUGUCUGACAAAGCCUGGAUCGAACUAUUUCGGACCAUUGGCCCUCAACUGGAAAGCCUUAAACUUUCAGAGUUGAACGACUCCUUGAAGGAUGACACCGUUGCUGAGCUCACCAAAAACUGCCAGAAUUUGAAACGACUGAAACUCAGAUCCUGUUCUCACAUGGACGAAGCAUCCAUCGCUCUGUUAUGUCAGCUCGGGAACCUGGAACACCUCACGUUGGGUGUCGCCCAGCAGGAAACAUCGUCCGCCACUCUUGUGGAUCUCAUUGCUACUCUCGGCCCUAAGCUUCGCACACUCUGCCUCGAAGACUUCCUUGAGCUCGAUGAUGCUGUCUUGGCCGCCAUCGCAAAGAACUGCAAUAGGCUCUCCAAAUUACGAAUCCGCGGUGCCAAUACUGCCACGGACGCAGCCUUCGCAGAGCUCUUUGGCAAUAACUCGCCGAUCCCCUCCCUCGUCUAUGCAGACCUGUCCGAUAACCGUGAUAUAGAUAACAUGGCUCCAGAGGGUCCUGAAGACGCUACUGUUGGCGUUGCUGAUUUAGCGUUUCCCGCUCUCAUGCAACAUUCCGGUUCCACAUUGAGAUCCCUCAAUCUGAAAGCCGACCGACAUAUCUCACACAGUGCUCUACUCAGCGUCUUCGACGGUAAGAAGAAGUAUCCCGUCCUGAAGGACAUCGAUCUGUCGUUUGUGACCCAGGUCGACGAUGUCGUCAUGAACGGCAUCUUCCAGAGCUGCCCUGAGCUGGCGAAGCUCGCUGUCUUCGCCUGUUUCAAUGCUCGCAGUGCUGCUAUUCCCGUCGGUAUCGCCGUCAUCGGUCUUCCAAAUGCACAAGACAGUGUGGUUAUCGGCGGCGAUGCAAUUGGCGAGGUGUAG
This is a messenger RNA of Exophiala aquamarina CBS 119918, 1479 nucleotides long. RefSeq lists its product as uncharacterized. The coding region runs from base 1 to 1479 and encodes 492 amino acids. The transcript has a single exon. The record is from RefSeq and is a predicted model, not a curated record. Lineage: Eukaryota; Fungi; Ascomycota; Eurotiomycetes; Chaetothyriales; Herpotrichiellaceae. Gene Ontology annotation, cellular component: SCF ubiquitin ligase complex. Gene Ontology annotation, biological process: SCF-dependent proteasomal ubiquitin-dependent protein catabolic process.